AUGCUGCUGGCUCUCGCCAUCCCAGCGCGUGUCUCGAGCUCGCGCGAUCACUCCACACAACCCCUGCCGGUUGUGUCAGAGGACAAGCUCUUCAAUCCUCUACCGGGCUCUAGCCAUGCGCAAGAACUUAGCAGUGGAUCUGAAACUCUCACACAGACUAUCCCUAUCGUACCGGAAGACGAGCUGUUCAAUCCCGCCUCGAGCUCGAGCCACGCGCCAUCAUUCGCAACAAGAACUCCCAGCUCCGCUCCCGCUCGACAACCAUUGCCGGUUGUUCCCGAGGACGAGAUCUUCAAUGAAAGGCCUACUUCGAGCAGCAAGUCAACCGCGGCCGUCCCGUCUUCUACGCGAGAUGCAGAGCACCCGUCUAGGCAGCCCGACUCGCCGGCACAAGGCACCUCUCCCCCUAUCCGCGAGGCUGCAGCGUCUACUGCAUCCACGCUCGCGAUCGCUUCGGCUCCUCUCGAAGCGACCCCGCCGGCGGGCAUGGCCGUUCCUCAGCCCAGGCGAACUCUCCAGUCUUCCCGAGUUCCCUCAUCUCGCAUCGGACGGUUCUUCCACGACGGAGGUCUUGCUUCAUCACUUGGAUAUGGCGCCGCGACGGAGCUUCUCAGUGGCGGCGGCUGGUCGGGCUCGCUCAUGAUGACCGAAGCCAACAUCUCGCGGCUGGUCGGGAAGUUGAGCCAGAUGCGCGGAGCGGCGCUCAAAACACACGUUCUACCACCAGAAGUAGAGAAAGUGUUCCGCUGCGUUCAGGACAGCACGCAUUACAUGCCGAACUGGCAAAUGGAGAGAGUGAUAAGGGCCUCUCUCGGCGAUGCAUGGCGAGGUGACUUCGUCUCUUUCGACCCCAUCCCAUUCGCCGCCGCAUCCAUCGGCCAGGUUCACCGUACAGACCUCUCAGCGGCUGUCUCGCCCACCGGAAAGGACCAGGCCGUCGCGGUGAAGAUUCAGUUCCCGACCAUUCGACAGAGCGUUGAGAGCGAUAUCGGAUACCUGAAGGUGCUCCUCACUGCCGGUCAACUGCUGCCUGAGGGUCUCUUUCUGGACAAGACCAUCGCCGCCAUGAAGGAGGAGCUCGCCGACGAAUGCGACUACACGCGCGAAGCGAACUUCCUGCGUACCUUCGGCGACGCGAACCACUUCGGGGGCAACGAGCAUUUCAGAGUGCCCUAA
Molecule: messenger RNA, 1176 nt
Organism: Peniophora sp. CBMAI 1063
Lineage: Eukaryota; Fungi; Basidiomycota; Agaricomycetes; Russulales; Peniophoraceae
Source: the annotation of a GenBank genome assembly